CUCUUGCUAGUGCUUUGCCAACAGCGCCAGUGGGUAGGGCCGUGCCCUGCACCUGAGCCGUCCCUGGUGGUAAAGGCAGGAAACUUGGCCAGCCCAUGUCUGUGGAAGCCACAAGAGGGACACAGUGGUGGGAGCACCCGAAGGGUGUGAACGUCUUGGGCUGUGCCAGUCGUGCUCUGGGGCCUGGUUCUCCACUACGCCCCGGGUGGUUAUUUAUGCCAGUGCACAGAGGGUGCUGAGUGCCACUCAGUCACCAUGAGGGAGUUUCACCCACACUUUGCCCUGGCUUAAAUGGCUGCACAGAGCAAUGGGGAAUCAGGUGCCCUUUGUGCCAGCAAGGCUGAUGCCAAGGGGCUGUGCCAGGCAGGCGUCAGCUCCUGGGGAAUAGCCCUGGCCUUUACACCACCUCUGCAGCAGCUCUGGGCCCAGGGGCCAUCCUGGGGGGAAGGGGUAGAGAAAGGGAGCAGAUGGGGGUGGGAGGAUGUGGGGCUGGAUCUGCACCCCGAUCGGUGAUUCUGCACCCCUGCAAACCCCAUAGGGCUCAAUGAGGUAGAGGCACAAUGUUGGGCCACUUUGGGGGCUGCUCUGGGGUCCCCCUACCCCCCUCUUACCCUGAGUAGGGGAGGCUGCUGCCUCUUGGGCCAGGUGCAGGGAGGGAUCUGGUCCCAAGAGGGAGAAUUAGGACGAACCUCCGGAGCAGGAGAGCUGAAUGGCAGGUGCCAGAUGGAGUGAGAUGGUGACAGCUCUGCCGAUUGCUUUGUUUCCAUCAGCUGUUGGUGCAAGACGACCCAUAGCACUUACUGAACCCUUGCAAGAUUGGGCGUGCGCCUGGUUGGAUUCGCCUGGGGGAGUUUCUUCCCCCCCCCCCCCCGGGGGGGCCUGGUGUCUCCCUACCCUGCCGCAAAUCUGCCCAAGGCCGGUGGGAAUGGCCCGUUGCAGUGAUCAUUGGAAUUCCAGCAGCAAGGUUGCGUCUGGCUGUGUGCACCCGCCCAGGUGUACCGUGGCUUCGGGGAGUGGUGCUAGCUCUCUGUGACUUGCAAAGCUUUGCCCGCUUGGUCUCCCGUCCGUGGGAAGAAUGGGCUCAGUUUCGGAGCUGCUCACAGCAGUUCCCCUUCACCAGAGGCCGGAUCUGGUGGAGGUCUGCGCCGAGCUCAUCAACGAAGAGUGGAAGAAAAGCAAGACCUCUCGCAUGUACUCACUCCAGAAGUCCACGGACAACUUCCCCUUGUGCCUGGUGCUGAUUAAAACCCAGAGGGCCACAGAGGCUGCCGAGGAAGGGAAGAUGGAGAAGACCCAGCUCCUUGGGCACACCAGGUUGUCCCGUGUAGUCAGCCAGCCCCAGAGCUUGUUUGUGGAAACGGUAGUGGUUUCCAGGGUGCUGCGGGGCCAGGGGUAUGGCCGGAAGCUGAUGGAAGCCACCGAGUGCUACGCCAAGUCCCGUGGCUUCAGGCAUCUGCACCUGACUACACAUGACAAGCAGCACUUCUAUGCCCACCUGGGCUACACCGCAUCUGAGCCGGUGCAGAGCAUGGGGUUCAUGAGCUCCCUGGUCCCCAUGGAGUUCCUGCAGAUGUUCUCCAGCCCCCCUCCUCAUGCUAGAGCACCUGCUUGGGGACUGGAAAAGCCCAGCCCCACCACCUCCCAUCUUAACAGCAGAACUUCAGGAGCCAACUUGCCUCCAGUACCCUCCUCCACGCUCCCUGCCCACUGCACCACCACUGUGUGCCCACCACCACCUCCGCCACCAUCUCUGUCUCCACCGACCUGCUCUUUAAACUCCUCACAAUCUGCCAUUCCCCCUCCACUCCCCUUGCCACCUUCACCUCCCCAUGCUUCCCCUUUCCAUUCCAGGACUGCUGCUGUUGGGCUGCCUCCACCACCCCCUUUACCUGCACAAGCUGCCCAUGUAAGCUCUGCACACUUUCUGCCCCCUCCCCUUGGUCCUCCACCGCGCCUCCUCCCUCUGCCAGGCCAACCAGGUUCUCCUGGCCCCAUCGCCUCCAGUCCACCAGGGAAGGAUCCCUAUGGUCACACCCUCCUGGAGACACCAUACCGCGACCUAAGAGGGCUCCCCAUCUUUUGGAUGAAGAAGGACAUUUGACUCCCGCACAGUGUGCCAAUGAGAUGGUGAUUAAAAGUUGGGGGUGGGGAGAACUCUCCCCCUCCACCUUACCCACUG
This is a messenger RNA of Trachemys scripta elegans, 2179 nucleotides long. RefSeq names its product N-alpha-acetyltransferase 80, NatH catalytic subunit (gene NAA80). Gene Ontology annotation, cellular component: cytoplasm. Gene Ontology annotation, molecular function: acetyl-CoA binding; N-acetyltransferase activity. Bases 1076 to 2101 code for a protein of 341 amino acids. Lineage: Eukaryota; Metazoa; Chordata; Testudines; Emydidae. The record is from RefSeq and is a predicted model, not a curated record. Gene Ontology annotation, biological process: protein acetylation. The transcript has 2 exons.